AUGCUGACUUCGACUGCUGUGAGCUACCUGAAGUGUAGAGUGGAGAAAAGUCCCCCUAUUGUGGUAAAGGUCGAGUCAAAUCCCACAGACGCUCAGGACACUGUGUGUGACAGUAAUCACACCUUGAAUCAGGAUGAAUCUACUGAUCAAACCUCCACAGAGUCUCUGGAUUCUGUCUGUAACGCUGGAGAACAGCAGAUCCUGAACACCAGACCACUGAACAUGUGUUCUGUCAAACUGAUGGACUGCAGGAAACUGAUGAAGAUCAAAACUGAACCCACAGUAAAGGAAGAACAGACUGAUGAAGAUGAUGAUUUGUUUUCUUCACCUAAACUGAUGAACAGCGGGAACAUGAGGGAGAUCAAAACUGAACCCAAGCAUGAAGAGGAAGAACAGACUGAUGAAGAUGUUGUUCCUUCAGAUGAGAGCGGUGAUUCAUGUGGUGAUGGAGAAACGGCCUCUACAUCAAAACAGCGACUGACAGCACAAACUCUUUCCUGCAUCACCUGUGGAAAGACAUUCAGUUCACAGAGACGUUUAGAGACACAUGAGAGAAAACACACAGAACAGAAACUCUUCACCUGCACCAGAUGUGACAUCAGCUUUCCUACCUUACAAGAGAAGAAACUUCAUUCACAAGAGCACAGAGACAAGAAACACUUUCACUGUCAGCAGUGUGGGAAGACAUUUUGUUCACAGGGAUUUUUAGCAAGACAUGAGAGAAAACACACAGAACAGAAAUAUUUCACCUGCAGGAGGUGUGACAUCAGCUUUCCUACCUUACAAGAGAAGACGCAACAUUUAAAAGAGCACAGAGACAAGAAACACUUUCACUGUCAGCAGUGUGGGAAGAAUUGUGUAUCUUCUUCCAGUCUCAAAAAACACAUGAGGACACACAGUGAUGAAAAGUCUUUCCACUGCAGUGAAUGUGACAAAUAUUUCAGAACCAAAGGAACUCUUGUUGCUCAUCAGAGAAUUCACACGGGAGAAAAACCGUACGAGUUUCCUCACUGUGACAAGAGAUUUAACCACAAACCUCAUCUGAAGAAACACAUGUGUGUCCACACCAAAGAGAGACCGUAUGAGUGCAGUGAAUGUGGAAAAGGCUUCAGGGAAUCAAGUUCUUUACAGAGACACCAAACAUCACACUCCGAGGAGAAACUCUAUCAGUGUUCACACUGUGAUAAACGCUUUAAUGAGAAAUCUCGUCUGAUAACUCAUGAGAGAAUUCACACGGGAGAAAAACCGUACGCUUGUCCUCACUGUGAGAAGAGAUUCAACCAGAAACAUCAUCUGACAAAACACAUGCGUUCACACAGCAAUGAGAGACCGUAUGAGUGCAGUGAAUGUGGAAAAACCUUUACGGAGUCAAGUUCUUUACAGAGACACCAAAGAUCACACUCUGAGGAGAGGCUCUAUCAGUGUUCAUACUGUGAUAAACGCUUCCAUCAGAAAUCUCAUCGUAUUACUCAUGAGAGAAUUCACACUGGAGAGAAACCUUACAUCUGCUCUCACUGUGGAAAGAGCUUUUCUCAUCCAAGUUCUUUCAAAGAUCAUCUGAGAGUUCACACUGGAGAGAAACCUCAUCACUGCAGUGUUUGUGGGAAGAGUUUCAGUCGACGUAACAAUUUUAAGAAACAUCAGAGAACUCACACAGGAGAAAGACCUUACAAAUGUUCUCUGUGUGACAAGACGUUUACUCAAAGAGUUCUCCUGAAAAUCCAUCAGAGAGUUCACACUGGAGAGAAACACACUCAACACCAGUGACAGAUUUGAAUGAGAGCAUCAGUGACUUGAACGAGGAAUGUGUGUUAUCUUAGUCACUACAGAAUUUAAGUUCAAUGCGAUACCAAAUUGCCUUAUAGUAAGAUCCCAAACAUUGCGAUUGUAAGCUCAUUAACUGGAUCUUUUUUGACGUCCUGCGACCUACCUCAACUUUGUGAUUGACAUAGUCACAUAAUAACAGUGUAUUUUUAGAUCUCGCUAUAUGACUAGAUUAAAUUAAACAAGCAAUCAGAUUGAUAUCUCAGAACUGUUGAUUUGCUGUGAGGUUCUGAUGAACUCCAGUUGAUGAUAAAACAGUAAAAUCACUUCACACUGGAUUCACUUUGACUGGAUCAUUCAUGACAGUUUAACAAUAACUCUGUUGUACAUUUUUACUACAUUUCUGAUUAUGUUCUUCUUUAGAAUGUCAAUUAGAUCUGGUGAAUUGUCUCUUGACAUUUGCUGAGUCUUACUAUGUUUGAGGCGUCCAGAAACUGAAACUGUUUUUUAAGUUGAUUGUGAGACUGUUAGUCGCUCCUUGUCGCUCAGAAACUCCGUUAUCAUAUGUGACCCUGCACCACAAAACCAGUCUUAAGGGUCAAUAAUUCAAAAAUUUUACAUAAUCUGAAAGCUGAAUAAAUCAGUUGUGCAGCCAUGUCUUUGUUAGGAUGUGACCAUAUUUGGGAGAGAUACUAGUAUUUAAAACUCUGGAAUCUUAGGGUGAAAAAAAUCAAAAUAUUGUGUAAAUCGUCUAUGAAAUUGUCCAGAUAAAGUCCUUAGAAGAGCAUAUUACUCACAAAAAUAAAGUUUUGAUAUAUUUACGAUAGGACAUUUAUAGAAUAUCUUCAUGGAACAAGAGCGAUGGAAAUCGUGGCUGUUGAGCGCGAUGUUCAUUUCCAGAUUCGACACGUCAAGCAAAUGAGAGUGUGUAGUGAACAUCCUUCACUAGACGACUUUAAACCUUUAAAUGGAACACGACGGUUUCUGAAAGCAACAGCUGUGCCCAUCAUCAAACCUCGGGUUCGGGUAAAUGUUAAAUGAUCUUGCAGUCUGAUUAAUA
Molecule: messenger RNA, 2824 nt
Organism: Triplophysa dalaica
Lineage: Eukaryota; Metazoa; Chordata; Actinopteri; Cypriniformes; Nemacheilidae
Product: zinc finger protein 260-like
Exons: 3
Coding region: 1-1767 (588 amino acids)
Biological process (GO): regulation of transcription by RNA polymerase II
Molecular function (GO): DNA-binding transcription factor activity; RNA polymerase II cis-regulatory region sequence-specific DNA binding
Source: RefSeq, a predicted model, not a curated record